This is a messenger RNA of Phycodurus eques (leafy seadragon), 2347 nucleotides long. It is a transcript of the gene mpl, whose product is annotated as MPL proto-oncogene, thrombopoietin receptor. Lineage: Eukaryota; Metazoa; Chordata; Actinopteri; Syngnathiformes; Syngnathidae. Gene Ontology annotation, molecular function: cytokine receptor activity; protein binding. Gene Ontology annotation, cellular component: external side of plasma membrane. Gene Ontology annotation, biological process: positive regulation of cell population proliferation; hemopoiesis; cytokine-mediated signaling pathway. The transcript has 12 exons. The record is from RefSeq and is a predicted model, not a curated record. Bases 60 to 2009 code for a protein of 649 amino acids.
ACAAGCAUGUGCUGGUUUUACUAUAUGGUGGCUAAUUCUUCAAAUUACCUAAUUUUAUCAUGGUAUUGAACAACACGAGGAAGAUACUCUUUAGAAUGUGGUUACAAGCACUUUGCCUGCUCUGGAUAUGUUGCAAGGAUGUGACUGACACUCAUCUUUUACAAGAUGAUAUGGCCCUCCUAAAGGAAGAAGAGGACCCAAAAUGUUUCACAAGGACAGAAGAGGAAUUCACCUGCUUCUUUGAGACCACAGACAAUGAGACUUAUGAGUUGUUAUACAACAUUGGCGAGCAAUCCAGGGAGAAAAGAUGUGAAUUGUUGACCCAGAGAACGAAAAAAGGAACGCUACUCCACAUCUGCGCAUUUCCUUAUUUGGAUGUUGUCACAUAUGUGGAUAUACACCUUCAAGUGGUGGAGCGCAACAGGAAGACCAGAAUUUACAGUCGCAUCAUCAGUGUGGAAGACCACAUUCUCCUGGAUGCCCCGUUCAAUGUGUCAUUACACCAUAAUGGCAAAGCUGGACAGCUGCGGGUUUCAUGCCUCACAAAUGUGCCAAAAUACUGGGAGGAUAAGGUACGAUAUAGGAUCCGAUACACCUCCAAGGGGCUAGGAGAGAGGACAAAAGAGUGGAUUGAUAAGUGGGAUGGCGCAGUGGUGUCUCUAGUGCCAGGGGAAGAGGUCCAAGUUCAGGUUGCAGUCAAGUGCGCUAAUACUGUGAGUGCAGGGCACUGGAGCCACUGGUCGGACCCUGUGAGGGAUGUGGCGCCACAAAGUGCAGACGACAUUUCACUAAUGUGCUACACCUCUAACCUGCAAACGAUCACCUGUCAGUGGAAUGGUAGCAGAUACAGCCAACCUCAUGUUUGCAAACUUUUCAAUAAGAUGCAUCUCAGUGAAUCUUUGGGCUGGACUGAUUGGACAGAAUGUCUGCCGGACAAGACUGACCAGUGCAGUUUCCAGGGCGAUGAGUCCCAAAAAGUCAGAGUCAAACUAAUUAGUGGAGCAGUUCCACUCAGCAGAACAUUUUACACCCAAGAGUUCACACUGAAAAACAUCAUUAAAACAUAUCCGCCAGCUCCACUGAGAGUAUCAGUGGAGAAAGAUAAACUGUGCUUGAAGUGGAAAGCUCCUCUCAUGACUCUGUCAUCCCACCUGCAAUAUGAAGUUGGCUGCCAAAUCGGAGAGAGCAAAGCAUGGCUGUUGAUUUCCCCCAAGGGCCCAGCAACUGAUACAUGUCUGGAGGUUCCCCCAAGUAUCCAGUACAGAGUGAAGGUUCGAUCUAAACCUAAUGGAUCCAUUUACACUGGUCACUGGAGCGAAUGGUCAGACGUUCUCACUGGGAAAACUCCUGCGGACAUCGAAACUUUGCUUAUGACUUGCAUUCCUGCCAUGCUGCUGGUCAUUGCUGUUAUCCUCAUCUCUUUGGGUUUUACUUACUUCCGCAAGGUCAAGCAAUGUUUCUGGCCGCCAGUGCCGAACCUUGACAAAGUUCUUCAAGGCUUUUUGACUGAGAUCGACUUGCAGAAAUGGGACCCUCCAGUCACUGCAAAGCCAAACUGCGAGGAAACCACCUCUUCUUUUGUGGAAGUCAUGCCUCAGGGUGAGGUCUCAGGAUUGGGUAAGGCAUGCCAGGAAUCUACGCAGCUUCUGUCGUCAGAGCAAGGCCACCACACGGGAGACCAGGAAAAGGGAAACCCUAGAAGAGAACUCAAAUUGUUUCCAGACUAUGUGACUCUGAGCGGAGAGAUUGUCAUUAAUUGUUCAACAGGAAAUAUGUAUGUCUGUGAGCAGCUUGGGGAGAUAAGAGGCCCAGGGAUGGAGGGGGGGCUUCUUCCAAAAACAUGUCACUGUUUCUACACUGACAACUCUGUGUGUGUCCCUGAUUGCUUGGGCACCGACUUCCUAAACCAUUCCUAUUUGCCUCUUUCCGAACAUGCAUUCAGAGUCCGCGACAAGGACACUGGCCUAAGGGGGCCUGGAAACCUCUAUACUAACGUACCCUGCAGCUAAAUGUAACGCCAUAAGCAUAUUGUCACUGUUGUAGAUCCAAUAUACAGUUCAUGCAGUAUCUGAGCUCACUGAUAAUACACUGCCUCAAAUAAGUAUUCACCUCACUUCACUUUUUGCACAUUGCAUGUUCCAGCCAUAUUCUAUCAUUGAUUAAAUUGUAUUCCGCUCAAUUCUACACACAAUGUACGAAAUCUAAACCAAAAAAAAAAAAGUGCAUUACUUACUCAAUAUGUUGUUGAAUGCACCUUGGCAGCAAUUGCAGCUUCAAAAGUCCUGGCCGUUCCAAACUUAUGCAUUGACUUUACAGCUUUACAACUUCAAUUCUGUUUGACAAAUGA